AAUACACUCGUUCGUUUCAAUGCAAUUUGUUGUUAAAAAAAAAUGAUAACGUAGUUGUGUAUACACCAGCCAACCCAAAGGACAACAUGAAGUAGCCAGUAAUCAUAGUUGAAGGAAAAAUUGAAGUCUGUUUUAAUGACUGUUUAGUGGCCUUUUGUAGAGAUGCAACAGUGAAUGCUUUGGUGGGUAGAUUUUUUUAUUAAAUGCUUUAAUGAGCUGCUUGAAAAGAUUUUACUCCAAAACCUGAUUGUCUGCCUUAUGAAGGUACAGGGUAAGAGUGGAGGAUGAUGGUCAAAGGCUGUAUGUUUUGUUUUAAUACAAAUAUAUUUAUUUUGCAAUUUUCAGUUGGGCAGCUUUGCCUGAGUUUGAGGUGAUUCUCAUGAGACAUGUUGUGGUUCUUGCCCUGGCUGUGGUCUGUGACAGCCUGCCACGACAUUACAGUGCUUGGUGUUGCCAGAGAUCUGCCUUGUGGUUUCAUGUCAGUCUCAGCCUGUGACUUUCCCUGAAGAACCAAAGAUUUUGCUCCACCUUUCCCUUUUGAAUCCCGCGGUUCUCAAACCAGACGAGUCUCUAAGCUCCUUUUCCAGACAAACCCCUUUUCUCUGCUGGCCAAGUUGUUUCUUUCCAUGGCACUGUGGGAAACUUGUUCAAAGUGGCCUUAUCAAACCCAGUUACAGACGUGACUGUUUCUUCUGGCAUUCAAAAACCAAACACAAACCACCUUCACAAAGGUGCACAGGGAAGCAGCCUCACCUCAUGCUUUAAGGUUUGUCAAGAGGCCUCUGAUUCACCUCCACUGUCUGCCAGGAGGGACAGCUCAGUCCAGCUGGAGUCAGGAGAAAUCCACAGGCUGCAGGUUUCCUGUUAAGGAAUCCUGUGCAAGUGAAAACUUGGUGCUGUGUUAGUGUGUGUAAAUAGAGCUUUGCCUGUGGGAUUUGCUAAGGACACGCAGAGCAGAGUGGGACAAAGCAGAUGGCACAGGCUGGGCCCAGGGAUCAGUAGGAACAGUUGUUUAUUUCUGUCUGCAGUUCACGCAAUUCCAACACCCCAGGAUGCUGUUCCAGGUGAUAACAGUGUCCCUCUGGGUGGUGUUUGAUGUGACUGGAAGCACUGGGAAUGCUCAGCUCUGGGGAGAAGGGAGGUGCAGGGCUGUGUGUGAACUGCAGGCUUAAGGUUUUCAGAGGGCAGGAGUGAUUGCAUCACUUCAAACACCUGCCCAGCCUGGCUUGUCCAGCCAGGCAGCUCUGUUUGUGUGUCUGUCAAACACCUGCAGCAGUGAGCAGCCACUGAGAGCAGUUGCUGCAUGGACUGGGUGCUUGAGGGGACCAGCAGCAGUGCAGGUUGGAUGUGUUGGGAGUGAAACAGCACAGAAAAUGGCAGUGAACAUCUGGAGGGUAAGGAGGGAUGGUAGGAUGCGAGCAGAGGUUUGACUCUCUCUGAUUUAGGUCUGUGUGGAGAGGAGCUAAGUUGCUAUUUGUACAUAAAGAACUUCUGCUUUUGAGCCUGUUGAUAGAAAGCCCAGCUCAGGGUGAUGAGGCAGUGACAGUGCUCUGAGCACACAGGGCUGACUCACAGCAGAGCUCCCAGCUCCUCAGGGAGCUGACAGGCCAGGUCCUGCCUCACAGCACACACUUGCCAUCUGUAAAACACCUCCCUGUGACUGGGUAACCCCACGUUGGGAUUGUCAACAGAAAAGGGUGAAAAAAGGUUUAAAAUAUGUCUGUACUGGACUUUUAUCAGUAGCUGCUGUGUCUCUCCCUGUUGUGGCCACAGCCAGCCUCAGCCAAACCCAUGGAACUCCCUCUCUGGGAGGAAGAAAAGCUGCAAUCAUGUGGGGCUGGAAUUGUUUGAUAAUCUGUUAUUUAGUCUCCUGCAGCACGAGAGCAAGGUUUAAGAACUAUAGGUUUGUUUUCUGAGAGCAAAGUUGCAAAAUUCUCAUGCUAAAACUUGCUUUAGAGGAGUGCAGUUGUUGGUGAAAAUGUGGACCAGGAGGAUCCAUAAUCUCUGUGAAACCUUCCCGUGACUGAGCACUCGCUGUCGGAGGUGGAACUGACUGUUCAAGCUCUGCUCAGUCGAGCUCAGAAGCUCCGAAUGGGAAGUGAAACCAGCAGUGUUCACUUAAGGAAGAGCUCUACUGGGCUGACUUGCCCUAUCCUGUACUGCUUAUAUGUUUUAUGUCAUUUACCUUUUCCUUUGAUACUUUGAGUUGUGACUCUCACGUGAGCAACAGGAAAAUAUUUACUGAAGCAAUGUCCCUGUGUAGUCUCAUUGUUUGUAAACAGUCUUGUGUCCCUGUCAGCCCUGGGAAGGGAUAGGCAGUUUUAAAGAGGAAACUCUUUCUCUCAUUAAGAAAUUCAGUUGCAGCUUUGAAGGUGUUGAUUUCAAGUUGUUUCGUUGUUGAUUCCAUGUUGUUUCCAGCUGCUGUGAAGUGUCCAUUUCCUGUAAACCUGGAAGUGAUGGAGCUGUUUAUCUGUCGAGCUCCAGUGUUGUAUCAGUCCAAUAUCUGUUGUGGGUCAUGUUUGGAAGCCAAAUUGUACAGCUCACAGGAGGCUGAUGCUGUGUGUUAAUAGAGUAAUUGCUGGUGUAGUGAGAAGAAUUUAUUCUGGAACACCUUUGUGCAAGAUCAGCUGGAAAUCCCAUUCCCCUGUGGUUUGGGUGCCGUUGCUCUGCUGCAGGGACAGCUCUCUUCAGUGACAGUGGGGUGUUCUCUGCAUUAAUGCUUGGAGGGAUUAUGCAAAGCAAUCCUUCCUUAGGUUUGGAUGUUGAGAGUGCUGUAGCUCAGGAUUCCUCCCUGUGUGCUGUUAUUUGGAUGGCUCCAGGGCCUGUCCUCUCACUGACGCUGCCCAGAUGCCACUUCCCUGGGCAGCGUCUGGGAACUGAUCCACUGCAGCAGAGUUUGGGGCAGGCAGGAGGGUGGGAAAGUCUGGGUGUGUUAACAGUGAUGACAGGGAGAGACUGGGCAGGAAGGAGCUCUCGGUGAUGUCAGAGCUGUGGGAGGAGAGUGGCCUCGGGUGCUUUGGGGCUGCUGAGAGCACUUCAGUGGAGCUGUGGGCCUGGUUCUCAGCCUGCAGCGAGUUACUGAGGCACGAAUUCGGGCCUGGGUGUCCCAGCUGUGCAGCACAGACUGGCCCCAAGGCUGAGUGACACAGGUGAGCUCCAGAAGGAGUGAAAAAGGAGAAAAUCAGAGCUAUAUUCUUUGACUGGUAGCGCCUAAAUCCGGUGUAAGUAGUGUUUUGAAGUUCAAUCCACACUUUUGUCACAUAUCAAAACAAAGUGCAUUGACAGCCACCUCUGCAGCCAGUGCCUGUGGGAGCUGCACUGGCAGCUGGGACUCUGCCCUGCCAGCCGUGGAUGUGCCUGGAGCACUGUCACAGCUUCUCAAGACAAGAUUUUUUAAUAACUAUUCAGAAACGAAAAAAGAUUGAACCCGGGUUUAGUUAAAAAUAAAGCCCGGUGGGAAAUCUGCUGUUUGCUCUUUGGUUUGGCAAAUGCAAAGUAACAAUUUGGUGGUAAAUAGUACAAACAGUUCUACUUCCUCUUCCCAGAACGGGCGUGGUUUGGGGUUUUUGACCUUGCUGUGCAAUCCCACGUGCUGCCCCAAAGAUCCACGUCCCCUGAGAGUGACAGUUGUGUCGGUUUGGUGGCUGCUCUACAGAGCUGUGGAGGAAGGGAUGCUUUCACAACCCUGAGAUUUAAAAGUUCCUGCAAUGAGUGAAUUCUGCUGCAGAGCCUUGUGCUGUUAUUGGUUAUUGUGCUUUGGUGUGAGCGUCUUAAUUACAAACGAAGUGACAGAUGAGCCCCGAGUUGGUGUCACAGGGCAGUGAAGAUGAAUGUGAACAUCAGUUUAAUCUGAGUGUGCAGGCCCCGGAAUAUGCAUCACAAAUCUGAUCAAGUUCUUGUUCCUGUUAUAAUUUCAGUUGCUUUUUUCAGUCUCUGAGGAGGGAAGUUCCCUGUGUGUGGAAAGCUCUUAGCUAAGGUGUUGAGAUGCGUAGCUUUGGGAGGGUGAGAAUUCCACGUGGGCAGGGAUUUGUGGAGAUCCCUGUUAGAAGAAGUGUCUGUGGGACGCGUUAAUGCUGUUUCAAACCCAGACCUACAGGGCACAGUAACCCUCCUGUGUGCCCACACAGGCAGAACAAAUACCAUGGGGCUGUGUUUGCUUUGGAAGGGCUGAACUGACCUUGUGGGAAGCAAACAGGUGUUUCUUACCUGCAGGUCAGGUCACUGUGUGUUGCUUCUUGUUGAACAUCGAGCUGCUUUAGAUGAAUGCCAACGCCUUCUCCGAGCCAGCAGUUGAGUUUUGGAAGUCUAACUUUGAUUUAGUCGGAUUUUGGUGUUUCAGUAUGCACUGGAACUCUGAAGGUGUGUGUGCCAGUGCUCAGCUGGAAUCUCAUUCCGUGAGUAACCUCAGGGUUUGGAGAUCUGUUGAUGCUGAGGCUCAGAACCACAUAGUGCUUUAUAUUAAAACAAAGUGGGAGGGAGAUGUGAAUAACCCUCCUCAUGUAGCUGCUGAGAGCCAGUGAGUGCAAACUCUGCUCUGGUUUUCUGAGGAGGGAAGAGGUUGGGCAGCUUCAUCUGAGGCUGCUGCAGGACAUGAGGGGGUUUUCCAGCAGCUGAGGUGGAGUGACCCACUUGCUUACGUUGUGCCAUGGUCAGAGCAGCCCAUGGCUCAGGUCCUCCUGGCCUAAGGGCUGCUUAUGCCUCGAAUUUAGCAAGGAAUCAGAGAGGGAGGAGGCAAAGAGGUUCCUCUGUUUGAGUUGGUGUUUCUGGCUCGUGCAGUUUGCAGUGACUGUGGUGUCAGGAGAGCUCUGUGUCUCCUGUGUGCUGGAGGGUGAAAGUGCUGUCCAGCUGCUUCAUGUUGAAAUAACCCUUCCUAGUGCAGAACUGGGAGGGCUGUAGAGAGUGGUGGGAUUUUGGCACCAUUCUGACUUUGUGACACUUGGGCUCAGUUUUUGAGCACUCAUAUUUCAUCUUCUGAUAUUUCAUUAAAUGUCUUGGAAAAGAAGAAAGUGGUCACGUGAAAGAUGUGUCAGUAACCCUUUUUAAAAGCUCAGUAAGACCAGUCUUCUAAAUCCACGUGAGGGUGGUUGCUGAAUGGAGAGCGGGACGUUGGUCUCAAGAUCCCUUUUUUCAUCAACAGUUUAAUUUGCUUAAUUAUUGUUUUUUACUUUACACUGACUUCUUAUUUCCCUUCCCCUGCCUCUAGGCCCUAUGAGAAAAAGGGAAAGCUAAGGAUGCUGGAGCAGAACAAUGGAUUUCUCUUUCUCUUUCAUGCAAGGGAUCAUGGGAAACACAAUUCAGCAACCACCUCAACUCAUUGACUCCGCCAACAUCCGCCAAGAGGAGGCCUUUGAUGGCAGCAGUGACAUUGCUGAGGAUGGGGGCCGGACGCCGUACGAGCCGGCGCUGCAGCAAAGCUUCCAGUACCCCACGCCCACGGCGGAGGAGCUGCCCCCCAUCACCAACGGGUACCCCCCGGCCAUCGGCAUGUACGAGCCCCAAGCCAAAUACCAGACGUACGCUCAGUAUCCCAACGGCUCGGCCAACGGCUUUGGGGCAGUCAGGAACUUCAGCCCCCCGGAGUAUUACCAGAUGGAGAACUCUAACGCGAGGCCGCACGAAGCUCUGGAGAAACCUUCCCCUCCCCAGCCGCCGCCUCCGCCCCCCCCCUCGGCUCCACAAGUGGGGAUUCCAAAGAAGACUGGCUCACCAGAGAUCAAACUCAAAAUAACCAAAACUAUCCAGAACGGCAGGGAAUUGUUUGAGUCCUCCCUGUGUGGGGACCUGUUGAACGAAGUGCAGGCGAGGGAGUACGCUAAGGCGAAACACGAGGGGAGGAAAGAGAAAAGGAAAAAGAGUAGCAAGCACGACUCUUCCCGGUCGGAAGAGCGCAAGUCGCACAAAAUUCCAAAAUUAGAACCAGAGGAGCAAAAUAGACCAAAUGAGAGGCUUAGCACGCCCUCAGAGAGACCAAGAGAAGAAGCCGUGCUGGAGGAAGCCCCGGUCCAGCAGCUCUUGCCGUCCCUUCCAACACAAGCCCCCCAUGACGUCAAGUUCCAGGUUGGCGAUCUGGUUUGGUCCAAGGUGGGGACGUACCCGUGGUGGCCUUGCAUGGUGUCAUGUGAUCCCCAGCUUGACGUGCAUACCAAAAUUAAUACAAGAGGUGCCCGGGAAUACCACGUCCAGUUCUUCAGCAACCAGCCGGAGCGGGCCUGGGUGCACGAGAAGCGCGUCCGGGAGUACCAGGGGCACAAACAGUACGAGCAGUUACUGGCUGAGGCUGCCAAGCAAGCCAGCAACCACUCCGAGAAGCAGAAGAUCCGCAAGCCCAGGCCGCAGAGGGAGCGAGCUCAGUGGGACAUUGGCAUUGCCCAUGCUGAGAAGGCACUGAAGAUGACCCGGGAGGAGAGGAUAGAACAGUACACCUUCAUUUACAUAGACCAAGAGCCAGAGGAGGCUUUGGCCAAGGCCAAAAAGACUGCUGCCUCCAAAGCGGAGGCCAAGAAGAACCGGCGGCCGAAGCCAGCGCUGAACACGCAGCCGGAACACGCCAACGUGGUGGCAGGAUCGUCCCCUUCCAGCGCCGAGGCACGGAGACAGGGCCAGAGGAGGCAGUCCAGUGUGGAGGAGGAGGAGGCACCUCCCGUGAAAAUCGCUUGGAAAACAGCUGCCGCUAGGAAAUCCCUCCCAGCUUCAAUAACCAUGCACAACCUGGAUCUGCAAAAAUGUAACAUGUCUCCGGUUGUUAAAAUUGAACAGGUUUUUGCCCUUCAGAAUGCUGCUGGGGAUGGAAAACUCAUCGAUCAGUUUGUUUAUUCCACCAAGGGAGUUGGUAACAAAACAGAAAUAAGCGUCAAAGGACAAGAGAAACUUAAUUCUUCAUCAGCUCAGAGGAGUGAAAAAGCAGCAGUGCAAAAUGCAUCCUCUCCUGAGACAACUUCUGGGUCAGCAGGUUCUGUAGAAAAGAAGCAACAGAGAAGAUCGAUUCGAACCCGCUCAGAGUCUGAGAAAUCCACCGAAGUUGUGCCAAAGAAGAAGAUCAAAAAGGAGCAGGUUGAAACGGUCCCACUGGCAGCAGUGAAGACGGGAUUGCAGAAAGGUGCCAGCGAGAUUUCAGACUCCUGUAAGCCCUUGAAGAAGAGGAGUCGUGCCUCCACAGACAUGGAGCUGACCAGCUCUGCCUACAGGGACACGUCUGACUCUGAUUCCAGGGGACUCAAUGAUUUACAGGGCAGUUUUGGGAAGCGCUCGGACAGCCCGUCAGCCACUGCCGACGCCGAUGCCUCGGAUGUACAGUCAGUGGACUCCAGCUUAUCCAGGAGAGGGACUGGCACAAGUAAAAAAGACACUGUUUGUCAGAUCUGCGAGAGCUACGGCGAGUCGCUGCUGGCCUGCGAGGGCGAGUGCUGCAGCGUGUUCCACCUGGAGUGCCUCGGCCUGAAGGCUGUGCCCGAGGAGAAGUUCAUCUGCGCCGAGUGUAAGAACGGAGAACACACGUGCUUUUCCUGCAAGCUCCCUGGCAAGGAUGUGAAGCGCUGCUCCGUCAGCACCUGCGGGAAGUUCUACCACGAGUCCUGUGUCCGCAAGUUUGCCACGGCCCUGUUCGAGUCCCGGGGGUUCCGGUGCCCACAGCACUGCUGCACUGCCUGCUCCAUGGACAAGGACAUGCACAAAGCCAGCAAAGGUCGCAUGGCGAGGUGUUUGCGGUGCCCCGUGGCCUAUCACUCGGGAGACGGCUGCAUCGCCGCCGGGAGCUUGUUUGUGUCAUCCCACAUCCUCAUCUGUAGUAACCAUUCCAAAAGGACUCACUCCUCAUCAGCUGUAAAUGUAGGCUUUUGUUUCGUUUGUGCAAGAGGGCUGGUAGUGCAGGACCAUUCAGACCCCCUGUUCAGUUCCUAUGCCUAUAAGUCCCACUACCUACUGAAUGAGUCAAAUCGUGCUGAGUUGAUGAAAUUACCUAUGAUUCCUCCUCCUUCGUCAGCUUCCAAAAAGAAAUGUGAGAAAGGUGGCAAACUGUUGUGCUGUGAGUCCUGCCCAGCUUCCUUCCACCCCGAGUGUCUCAGCAUAGAAAUGCCUGAGGGAUGCUGGAAUUGCAAUGACUGUAAAGCUGGGAAGAAGCUGCGGUACAAGCAGAUCGUUUGGGUCAAGCUUGGGAAUUACAGGUGGUGGCCAGCAGAGAUCUGCAAUCCCAGGUCUGUGCCUCUCAACAUACAGGGCCUCAAACAUGAUAUCGGGGACUUCCCAGUAUUUUUCUUUGGUUCACAUGACUACUAUUGGGUACACCAGGGCAGAGUUUUCCCUUAUGUUGAAGGAGAUAAAAGCUUUGCUGAGGGGCAAACUAGUAUUAACAAGACCUUCAAGAAAGCACUUGAAGAAGCAGCAAAGCGCUUCCAGGAGCUGAAAGCACAAAGAGAAAGCAAAGAGGCAUUGGAAAUUGAAAGGAAUUCAAGGAAACCUCCGCCCUAUAAACACAUUAAAUCCAACAAGGUGAUAGGGAAGGUUCAGAUCCAGGUGGCCGACCUGUCGGAGAUCCCCCGGUGUAACUGCAAGCCCUCGGACGAGAACCCGUGUGGGCUGGAGUCGGAGUGCCUGAACAGGAUGCUGCAGUACGAGUGCCACCCCCAGGUGUGCCCGGCCGGGGAGCGCUGCCAGAACCAGUGCUUCACCAAGAGGCUCUACCCCGACGCCGAGAUCAUCAAAACCGAGCGCCGCGGCUGGGGCCUCAGGACCAAAAGGAGCAUUAAAAAGGGUGAAUUUGUGAAUGAGUAUGUUGGGGAGCUCAUUGACGAGGAGGAGUGCCGGCUGCGGAUCAAACGUGCCCACGAGAACAGCGUCACCAAUUUUUAUAUGUUGACUGUGACCAAGGACCGAAUAAUAGAUGCUGGCCCAAAGGGGAACUACUCCCGUUUUAUGAACCAUAGUUGUAACCCAAACUGUGAAACACAGAAGUGGACAGUGAAUGGUGACAUUAGAGUUGGACUGUUUGCUCUUUGUGACAUCCCUGCAGGAAUGGAGUUAACAUUCAAUUACAACCUGGAUUGCCUGGGCAAUGGCAGGACCGAGUGUCACUGCGGAGCAGAGAACUGCAGCGGCUUCCUGGGAGUGCGGCCCAAGACAGCGUUUGCAACAGCAAAUGAAGAGAAGGUGAAGAAUGCAAAGUUAAAGCAGAAGAAACGGAAAAUAAAAACAGAACAGAAGCAGAUGCACGAAGACAACUGUUUCCAGUGUGGAGAUGGGGGAGAGCUGGUCAUGUGUGAUAAGAAGGACUGUCCCAAAGCGUACCACCUCCUAUGCCUUAACCUGACUCAACCACCUUUUGGAAAGUGGGAAUGUCCAUGGCAUCAGUGCGACGUCUGUAGCAAUCCUGCUGUUUCCUUCUGUGAGUUUUGCCCCCAUUCCUUCUGUAAGGAUCACGAGAAGGGAGCCCUGGUGCCGUCGGCGCUGGACGGCCGCCUCUGCUGCUCCGCACACGACCCCAAAUCUCCUGUGGCACCCGAGUACUGGAGCAAGAUCAAGUGCAAAUUGGAAGCACAGAAUGCUGUGGAAGAGGCAAAGGAGUGAAUUUGGUUAAAGACAAACGCGGGAGGGGAGAAGAGGGGCAACAGGCGACGAACUCGGAGAGACUGCGAUGCCACGCUCAGUCUGUCCUCGGAGCCGUCGCGUGUGAGCUGGGACGGGACCAUUGACCUGAGCGAGCAGGACCAGGCAGUGGUGUUUGGGUUUUAUUGUUUGGUCUUUCUUUUACCCUUGAAUGUGCUACAGCAGCUCUUACUGUUGGAAACCAGGAACGUCUUGGCCUUCGAAGAAAACCGUAGACCUUUUGACAGUGAAAAGAAUAUUCUGUUUAAAAUAAUGUUCUUUGAGUGUAGAAAGCAAAGCAUAGCAACAUAUUUAUUUAUUUAAUUUUGAAAGGGUGUUGAAGAUCUGGCUUUGAUCAGUCAACGUGUCUUUGAAAACAAAACAGAGAAGCCAAUGUAACUUUUGUGUCUAGUUUAUGGAAAGAGCAAAGUUUCCCCCCUCUGUAACGCUGAGAUGCCAAACAGACAGGUGUGGGUGUCAGACCAGGUGACUCUGAAAUGCCUCUGUUCCAGUACUUAUUGUUUAAAGGCAUUGGAGAAGGUAGGUUGUCUCUCGUAUUAACUUAUGAAUAUUAUUGUGAAGCUUUUCCUGUGAGAAAUCAGGUGUGUGACUUCUUGGAAGUGCUUGUAACACAAGGUCUGGCAGUGUUUAAGGAGGGAAGAAGUGAUGGUUCCUUGCUCCAGAGCUGUAAUGGGUGUUUGCAGAUAGGUGAAAAUUCAGAGUUCAGUUGCACAGUGGUCGUUUCUUUCUUUAUCCCGCCCAGUUUGGGAACCAUUCCCAGGCAGGAGAGGCUCCCAGUCUCAGAACUGGUUAGUCCCGCUGGUGAGUUUGUCAUCUGCCACUGGUAUUGAGUGUGAUUCUUCAGUGCUGCCUUCUCAGGCUCCCCGUGGCUUCAGGGAAGACUUGGGCACAUGAGGGACCCGACCCGUGUGCGUGUUGGUUUUGAUUGAACGUUUAGGUUUUAUUUUUUUUUGCUGAGAGGAAUCUUCUAACUUUAAUUUUCAUUGUUAGUGGAGCUGAGGAACAUCUCAGCACUUCCUUGAUGAACAGGGUAUUUUGUGCCUGGGUAAUGGGCCGUAUCCCAGCAGCCAGCUGGAGCCUCAGGAGAUGGUUCUCUCUUGGAUUUCCUCUGUUAAUCAGAGAGACAGACUCCUUCAGCGAGGCUUUGGAAGUGGCUUAGGUCGGUUCCUGCUCCAGAUUUUCUUUAGAAAACCUAUUUUCCUCCGUUUGUUUGUGCAAGGAGCCAUGGGGCACUGGUGUCCCCAGGCUGGAGUUAGUUUUGGUGACCCUCUUCCCCCAGCCCAUGAUCUCACCACGCACUGUGUGUCACCCCUGCCCCAGUGCAGCGAGUGCUUCUGACUUGUGUGCUGAUAAAAGCUGUUCCCUGCCAGCCUUUGCUUGUGGGUAUUGAAAAUAAUCAAGUGUUGCUGGCAUCUGGCUGAAUUCAGCCUUGGAACUAAGAACCUUGCCUCUGGAAAACUGCUUACACAAACCUGCGGGAACAUGGGGAAUUCUCAGAUCGAGGAAAUGGGCUGAAAAAGUCCAUGUGGGAUUUAGAACACGCCUUGCCUCUGCCCAGUGUCCUCCUCAUCCUCAAAUUCAUGUACGGGGGAAAGUUGUUUUUUAUUUUUUGUGUGUGUGUGUGCAAUUGUAGAAUGACAGGAUACACUACAGUCCCUGAGCAGCUGCUGUGCCGUGGGCUCAGCUCUGACACCCUUGGGAGGCAGAACCUGUGGGUGUCUGGGGCAGCCCUGGGGCAGCAGCUGCUGGGACCUCUAAAGCACUUCAUGCCCUGGGCUGUGCUCUGGUGGGGGUC
Molecule: messenger RNA, 11392 nt
Organism: Pipra filicauda (Wire-tailed manakin)
Lineage: Eukaryota; Metazoa; Chordata; Aves; Passeriformes; Pipridae
Gene: NSD3
Product: nuclear receptor binding SET domain protein 3
Exons: 23
Coding region: 5248-9558 (1436 amino acids)
Biological process (GO): regulation of DNA-templated transcription
Cellular component (GO): chromatin; nucleus
Molecular function (GO): histone H3K36 methyltransferase activity; protein binding
Source: RefSeq, a predicted model, not a curated record